UCGCCCCAGUUCGAUCGCACCCCCAGUUCCAAACGCGGCGCUCUCUUUCUCCAGCAGCAGCCUCCAACGUAGGAGUGGAGUGGAGUGGUGUGCUGUGCUGUGCUGUGGAGAGAUUCCCGACAGCCAAAUCUAGAGGAAAAAGCAAUUCCCCGUGCCCCGCUCUCCGGCGCCCCCCUCCUCUUCUUCUUCUUUGGGGGCUCUCUCUCCUCCCGCUGCCCCACCGUCUCCCGCUCCCACGCCCGCCUGUUGCCUGACACAUGCUACAACCCCCCUGUCCUGGCGAGCCGUCAGAGGAGAGGAUUGCCUCCUCCUCCUCGUCUCUCUCUCUCUCUCUCUCUCUCUCUCUCUCUCUCUCUCUCUCUCUCUCUCUCCUGCCUGGUCACCAGUGGCGUCACGCUUUAUAAGAGCACCCGACCGGCAAUCCUCUUCCUUGCCCACGCCACGAGUAGAAAGCUUUUGCCGCUGCCUGCGUCUGCUGCCGCGGUGCCGGUCGGAGAGGAAGAUCAGAGGGACACUGCGGGGAGAGGCAGAGAUGGCGAUGGCAGUCGGAGGAGGAGGAGGAGGAGCGGAGGUAGGGGAGGGGGUGACGAGGGUGCUGCUGGUGGACGACUCCCCCGUCGACCGCCGGGUGGCGCAGCUCCUGCUCAGCAGCGACUCCUGCGCCGGCUCCUUCCACGUCAUCGCCGUCGACAGCGCCAAGAAGGCCAUGGAGCUCCUCGGCCUCAAGGACGGCAAGGCCAUCGACAUGGUGCUCACCGACUACUGCAUGCCCGAGAUGACCGGAUACGACCUGCUCAAGGCCGUCAAGGCGCUGAACCCCCUCAAGCCGAUCCCGGUGAUCGUCAUGUCGUCUGAAGACGAGCCCCAGCGGAUCAGCAGAUGCUUGAACGCUGGUGCUGAGGACUUCAUCGUGAAGCCCCUGCGGAGAAAGGACGUGCAGCGCCUCAGGAACUGCUCCGCCGCCAGGUCCGGCAAGCUGGCCUCCCCGCCGUGCGAGUGCGACGCCGCGGCCAAGAGGAAGCCGCUGGUGCUGCCGCCGUCCGCCGCCGGGUCGCCGUCGGGACGGCGCGCGAACUUCGCCGGAGUCGCCAUGGUCCUGCACUCGUCGCGCGUGGAGCUCGCGCAGCACUUCCCGCUGCUGCUCAAGCUCGUCGUGCUGGCCUACGCCGUGCUGUGCGUGGGCGAGCUCCUGCACAGAUGGUCGUCGCGCGGCGGCUGCUCGCUCGCCCUCUGGUGCGCCUGAGCAGCGACAACCCGGCAAGCCGCGGUGCAGGGCCCGCCCAACAGGAGACUGAUGCAAACCCAGAGCUCUUCUCCUGCAGCCGCUGCUGCACCGAUCGCCGGACGUUUUCAGGCUCCAACAGCCGCGGAUAUUUUAGCUAGCCUUUAGGUAGAUUGUUUGCUUUGAGAUUCUAACCGGGGUUUUGAUGACGAGCCGGCCAUGGCUGCUGCUGCUUCUUGGCCUUUGUUCGGUGGGAGAGACAUGGGGAGGAGGAACCAACAACCCCUUGUAUCCUUGUACAGAAUCAAAAUGCAAUGCGUGAUCGAUCCGAGCAGGUA
Molecule: messenger RNA, 1560 nt
Organism: Panicum virgatum (switchgrass)
Lineage: Eukaryota; Viridiplantae; Streptophyta; Magnoliopsida; Poales; Poaceae
Product: two-component response regulator ORR1-like
Exons: 6
Coding region: 533-1243 (236 amino acids)
Biological process (GO): phosphorelay signal transduction system; cytokinin-activated signaling pathway
Source: RefSeq, a predicted model, not a curated record